UGGUUGCCCCAUCCGACUCCGCCUUCUCUUCCUCGGCACCCCUCAUCUGCUCCGCAUCUGCUCCCCCUCCGCCAAACCCUAGCCCGCAAGCAGAGCUUAUUGAAGGCAGGCUAGGCGAGAGCAGCGUCCGCCGCCGCGCCCUCAUGGCGGCGCCCAAACCGAUCUGGGUGCGCCAGGCUGAGGAGGCCAAGCUCAAGUCCGAGGCGGAGACCGCUGCCGCCGCCAAGGCCGCCUUCGAAGCCACCUUCAAGGCCCUCGCUGCCGCACCCGGCGACGCCGACAACGACGCCGACCCCGCCCCACCCUCCCCGGCCGAGCCUGCCUCCCCCGAGUCCGACGAAGACGAUGCCCCGGCCCCGCCAGGCCCUGUCGACCCGUCCAAGUGCUCCGCCGCGGGGCCCGGCAUCGCUGGCGGUUCCGCCGGAACGCCCUCCACCUUCACCGUCGUCGCCAAGGACCGCCACAGCCGGAGGCUCACCGCCGGCGGGGCGCGCGUGCGCGUGCGCGUCUCGCCCGCUGCGGGAGUCGGCGGGGACGAUCUCGAGGGCGCUGUCAAGGACAACGGGGACGGAUCCUACACGGUCACCUACGUCGUCCCCAAGCGCGGCAACUACAUGGUACACAUCGAGCUCGACGGCGCCCCCGUCAUGGGGAGCCCCUUCCCCGUCUUCUUCAGCGGCUCCACCGCCACACCAUCAGCCGCUUUCCCCACCGCUCUACCCGCGGCCAGCUCUGCCUACCCCAACAUGGUCAACCAGACCAUGCCUAAUAUGCCCAAUUACACAGGCGCGCCCUCCAGUGCCUUCCCCAGCCUCCUCGGGGUCAUGCCUAGUUCCUCUGUUGGUUCCUCGGGCGGAGUUAUCCUGCCAGGGGUUGGUUCUUCACUGGGGGAGAUAUGCCGGGACUACAUGAGUGGGAAGUGCACAAAGGCGGAGACUGACUGUAAGUUCAUGCACCCACCGCAACAGCUGCUGAUGUCGGUGCUCGCUGCCACGACUUCUGUCAAUGCUCUUGGGCAUGCCCCCUUGGCGCCCUCUGCGGCUGCCAUGGCAGCUGCUCAGGCCAUCAUGGCUGCGCAGGCACUGCAGGCACAUGCUGCUCAGGCCAAGGCCGCAGGUGGGACUUCAGGCUCAAUAAACAAAGCUGAUGAAGCUGAUGCCCUGAAGAGAACAGUUCAAAUUAGCAACCUGAGUCCAGUUCUUACUGUGGAUUAUAUUAAGCAGCUAUUUGGGUUAUGUGGUAAAGUUGUUGAUUGUACCACCACAGAUUCAAAGCACAUUGCUUAUGUCGAGUACUCCAAACCUGAAGAAGCAACUGCAGCGUUGGAGUUCAAUAGCAAGAAUGUUGGUGGUCGUCCAUUGAAUGUGGAGAUGGCUAAAUCUCUUCCUCCUAAAGCAAAUAAUAACUUGCCCAUGAUGAUGCAGCAAGCCGUUCAGUUGCAACAGAUGCAAUUCCAGCAGGCACUAAUGAUGCAACAGUCAAUAGCAACCCAACAGGCUGCUGCACGUGCCGCCACCAUGAAGUCUGCCACUGAAGCAGCUGCAGCAAGGGCUGCUGAGAUAAGCAGGAAGUUGAAGGCGGAGGGCUUUGGUGGGGACAACAUUGAAGGAAAAGAUGCCAAAGGGAAGUCAAGAUCACCAUCACCCCCUACUCGCAGAUCAAAAUCUCGGUCAAGAUCACCUAUCAAGUACCGUAGCAGGAGGCGAUCCCGCUCCUACUCCCCCCCAGUUAGACGCUCAAGGGAGCACCGAUCACGAUCACCAUCAAGAUCUCGCCACUCAAAGUAUGGUAGUGAUCGAUCGCAUAGGGAUGAUAAGGACAGGUAUAGCAGGUCUGGGAGAAGGGAGAGUGAACGAUCCCGUGAUCACCAUUCAUCUAGUUCAAGGAGGAACAGAAGCAAAAGUAGAAGUCCAAGGCAUAAGAAGCCCUCCAGGGACUCCUCCAGGGACUCUAGGUCACCGAAGAAACAAAGAGAAGAAAGUUUAAGUCCAUCAAAAUCAAGGUCAGCUCGGGCUGGUUCAAGAUCACCACGACAUCACAAGGGAAGCAAAUCAUCGCCAACUCGUGACCGUCAUUCUCGCCAUAGCAGGCAUUCCAGGUCCAGAUCUCCUGACAGAAAGCAUCGUCACAGUGAUAAAAAGGACAGCAGAAAGUCUGAGAUCCAGGAUGACAAAAGAAGAUCUCAUAGAGGUAGCAGACGCGACAAAGAUGAAAGUUCAGUAAAGGAUGAAGGGGGAAGAUCUCAUAGAAGCAAUAGAGGUGACAAAGAUGGAAGGUCUGUAAAGGAUCCAGUGGAAGAUAAAAGGGUGGAUACUAAUGCUGUUGCACAUAAGAGGAGCUCAACCAUAUCCGAAGAUGAAAUUCUGAACGACAAUAGUAGUAACCAUAAGAAAUCUAGACAUGAAGUUGAUUUGGAAGUUGAUGAAGCAAAUGAUGCGGGCUCUGCUGUAGCUGACCUUAAUGGGAAACAUGAAACUGGAGUAGAUGGCUCUUUAGGGGGCGCUGCAGAAUCUGCUAUAUGAUGGCAGCUGUAUCAUUCAGUUGGCUGUUUACAGAUUGAUUGACGAUGGAGAAUGCUGAACUGGUGUUUAUUAUCUCCCUUUCUGAUUUAGGAGUUUUAUUUGCAGGGUAUGAAGAUCUUCGGAGAACUUGAGUGCUGUUCGGAGUGCUCAUCUGAUAUAUUAAAAUGUAUUCCUCAUUAACUCGAGUUUUGCUCCUUGGAGCAAACUUCUAAAUGUAACGCCGGAGCUUGUAAGGAGAUUUCAUACAGUGAGGUAGAAACCAACCAUAUAUUUGUCGUUUCAGGCUCAUGAUUCCAUGAAGAGUUGUUGGAGCACAUUUCUGGGAUGUCGGUUGAAGAUACAAGGGAGUGCACACUUACUCAAGUAAAGUCCAUAUACAAGGCUAUAAACAACUCAUCUUCUAGGCUGUUGCAUUUGAAUUCAAAUGCUUUGGCUAGUAAAAUGGUCCAAAUAUGCUUGUCUACAUACUGCAAACACCUUCUGAUGCACUUAGUUUGCCUGAAGUUCUGUUUUUGUAUCUUGUAUCAGCAAUGGUUCAAAAGUUUGACUUGACCAUCUUUUGACAGUCACAUGGAAUUGUGAUGUAGGUUUUAUCUAUCAUCUUGUCUGCUGCUUAAUUUUGACCAGUCUAUCUAAAGUUGAUACGAGUAUAACAGCCCUGGCAUUCAUUAUUUUUCGUUUGUUUGUUUGUUUGCUUUGUUUUCUCCUCUUUUUCCCCCCUUUCUGAGUAACAGGGUUCUGCCUCAGAAGCCAGUGUAAGUGACUGAUGUGAGGCAAUUGAUCCGUUAUUCGAGUGGUGUGCCUUGAUAUCUCCAGAGAUAAGCUGUGAAUCUUGAAACAAUUGCAUUGUUACAUCUUUCUAUUUUGCUUCACUUUAUGCUUUUGUCAGCACUGUUUGUUGCACCUUACGUCCUUACACUUGUGACUGGUGUUGUCAUACUGGAAAACCUGUGCAGGUUUUUCAAGGGGGUUGGCAUUGGAGUAUGUUUUGAGGGAAGUCAGUUCAUUUUAUGAAUAAGGUAUGAGUCCAUGGAUGUGGUAAAUAAUGCUAUCCUCAGUUAGCACCCUCAAAUGCCUACCUCACAGUUGGUCAUAAGUCUCCAAUCCUUGUAUUUGGCAAUUACUACAAUAUGUUGUUUGUUUGGGUUACCUUUUUUCCAUCCUUUUUUUCCCAGUGCAGCUGGGGGGCAACUGUAUUAGUUGUUGAUGUUUUAGUUUUCACAGGUCUGGUAUUUUGAGAAGGAAUAUUUCCUGUUCUUGCUGUUCCUUUUUUUUCCCCGCUCCCCAAUUCUGUUUGCUUUGGUCUUGGUUCUCACAGGAUUAUGCUGUGGAUGCUCAAUCGAUGCGGAUUACAUGCUCGCAGGAAUAGAGACUGUUCAGCAUCAGAGCUGCAAGUGAACCGCGUAUUGUGCUUGCUGCAUCUUGAUUUUUAUAUCAACAUGGGUCUCCCGGAUAAUAUAUCUUGCGAGUUGGAGUAGAGCACUAAGCUAAGCUGGGGCUGCCUUUUGUUUUUAAAUCACAUUUUGUUCUUGACAAAGCUUAUUAUACCCUUUAUAAUAUGUGAAAUCCCUUCCCUUCCA
Molecule: messenger RNA, 4102 nt
Organism: Sorghum bicolor (sorghum)
Lineage: Eukaryota; Viridiplantae; Streptophyta; Magnoliopsida; Poales; Poaceae
Product: serine/arginine-rich splicing factor 11
Exons: 3
Coding region: 144-2522 (792 amino acids)
Molecular function (GO): protein binding; metal ion binding; RNA binding
Source: RefSeq, a predicted model, not a curated record